Messenger RNA from Chaetomium globosum CBS 148.51, 534 nucleotides. RefSeq lists its product as uncharacterized. The transcript has 2 exons. Lineage: Eukaryota; Fungi; Ascomycota; Sordariomycetes; Sordariales; Chaetomiaceae. The record is from RefSeq and is a predicted model, not a curated record. Bases 1 to 534 code for a protein of 177 amino acids.
AUGGAGUCGCAAACCGAAUCCGACAGUCUCACCCAAGCCGAGGAUGCUCCCAAACCCGGCAAGCCCGCCAAACCACAGCGUCGCCCAGUCCCCGACGACGUCGCCCGCGGCGCAAUUGUAUGGCUGCCCGGAAUGCGAUUCAUAAACAAGAAGCGGCUUGUCCAGCACCUCCCGCUGCAGAUCUUCGACCAUCCGGUCCUAAUUUACAACAAGUCAAACCAAACCAUGGUAAAUGUUUUCCUGAUCACAUCCUUCAAAGAGGGCGAAUCCCUCGUCGGCAAGUUCCAACACCAGGCCGACUUUCGCAGCCGCCAGAUCCCGCUGGCCCCUGCCCCACCGCACCCCGACAACGGAAUGCAGCUCACUCUGGCCGGUGGGCGGGUAUGGCCGCGGGAAUCCUACAUCAGCUUGAGCUUGUUCACGGUGCCGAUCAAGGUCAUGCGGGAAGAGAGCAGCGGCCCUUGGGCCCUCAGCCCCGAUUCUCUCAGAGCCCUGGACGAGAUGGUCGCGGCGCUCCCAUCUACCCGUAUCUAG